UUGGCGAGGGCUCUUAGUGUCCUGCCGGAGCUCGCGCGGGUCGCACGGCGCUCGGGUCACGUCACGUCGCCUCGAAGUUCCUCAAGGCGUCGCCCAGAUCCUCCGCUCCUUGAAGAUGGCGCUUCUCUCAACAGCAAGGGCGAGGCGCGACUGACCAUCUCGAGAUGCUGCUGCUCUCGCUCAAGACGAACGGCGCUCAUCGUCGUCGCCACGGAAACGCUAUUUAUACUUAUGGCUAUCGUCUUCAUGGCCAUUGCUAAGGCUAUGAUGCCGGGCUUUCCACAAGCGUCGGGAGCUGGUGAGGGCGUGGGUAUGGGUGCGGGGCGUGUGCUUCUUCACCGAGUUCCUCAUGGGCGCGCUGUCCAUCCUCAUCAUCCAGCUGUGGAACGUCGGCCUCGUCCUGCUGCUUCUGUCCCUCAUCGCCUUCGGGAACAUGCUGCUCAUCCGCUCCUUCGGGUUUCACAUGCAACAGCGCGAGACGGGGGGCGAAUCGGAGGUCGUGAGUGUGGAGGACCUGGUUAAGACAAAUCCCGACGCGAAGUAAAGGAUUUCUGUCAUGUAUGUCUGUAUGUAAUCCCCCUGUAUUCACCUGUGAAGAUUUGUUGGCUGCAGUGAUGUCAACGGUGAUGUAAUUGCGAUUCUAAUGUUAUAAUAAAAAUUCUAAUAUAAGAGUA
Molecule: messenger RNA, 674 nt
Organism: Penaeus vannamei (Pacific white shrimp)
Lineage: Eukaryota; Metazoa; Arthropoda; Malacostraca; Decapoda; Penaeidae
Source: RefSeq, a predicted model, not a curated record